Molecule: messenger RNA, 5269 nt
Organism: Hippocampus comes (tiger tail seahorse)
Lineage: Eukaryota; Metazoa; Chordata; Actinopteri; Syngnathiformes; Syngnathidae
Gene: adgrg4a
Product: adhesion G protein-coupled receptor G4a
Exons: 29
Coding region: 216-3917 (1233 amino acids)
Biological process (GO): cell surface receptor signaling pathway; adenylate cyclase-activating G protein-coupled receptor signaling pathway
Cellular component (GO): plasma membrane
Molecular function (GO): G protein-coupled receptor activity
Source: RefSeq, a predicted model, not a curated record
UUUCUUACGCACUGCUGACUCUGAAGCACUCAUGGCUCCUUGAGGUGAAAAUCUACCCGUUUAAUCUGUCCAAAAAAAAAAACCUGAAUUUGUUAUUAGGGCUUCUUUAUUAUAUUUCAUCACUCAGACGAGGCCAUCACGCAGAUGUCCACUUGACCGGCUUGGGGUGCUCCAGAUUUUGCCUUUUUUUUUUUUUUUUUUUUUUUUUUGCUGCAAUGAACUCUGUGGCAAGUUUAUCCUCCCUGACUGCUUGCUUGUUCCUCUCAAUGUGUCUUCUGUCUUCACCCUCAAGCAGCAGCAGCUUGUGGGGCCAGAAGAUCCACUUUGGGUUUCGUCCAUGUGUGUGGCAGUUGCACCCGGACACCGUGGUGCCCCCCCUCAGGAACCUGAGCGUAUGCAUGCUACUGCAACGCGCUUACGACACAGAAUGGAUUGCUUUUGUCUACAAAGCUCCAGGAAGUAGACAUGUGGAGCUGGGCUUGGGGGGCACGGGAACCCAGCUGGUGGUCUGGGUCUUUGGACAAGAAUGGCGUUUAGAUUUGGAAUUGAACGUGCUCCAGUGGUAUUCAGUCUGCCUCACCUGGUCUGGGGGGCCCAAUAGGCUGCAGGUCUUUCUGAAUGGAACCAUGCGCAGUGAGGCCUCUUUUGCAAACGUCAUCGCAGAUCAGCAUUUGGGCCACAAUGGGACCCUAACUCUGGGGAUGUCGCACUAUGUGGACGCCAGUGGUGCCGUCAAAGUGGAGAAGGGGAAUAAUCUCAUCGGAGCCAUCGGUCAGUUCAGGAUGUGGUCCAGCGACUGGAACGAGGAGGAGCUGGGGAGGCGAAUGUGCGCGGACGGAGAUGUUGUGAGCUGGGACCUGCGCCACUGGAAACAUGACUGCCCCCUCGAGAAAGACGCCAGCCUGCACUGCGCAUGGUCCUUCUUCAAAGUCAAAAUGCAGACGUCCCUCAGACGGAAAAGACAGCCAGGAAAUUGUUCUGAGUCACUGACGAAUCUCACCAGAGAAUGGUUCGAGACUAUUUUCCCACAACACAUUUCUAUUAGCGACAUAUCUGUGGACUCACCUGUCAGCCCGAAAUGCGGUGUGCAAAUACUUCAGCAAUCAAGAGCUGUGUCCGCUACUGCUUGUAACAAAUGUUUUAGCUCAGAAGUUACGAUCAAGGUGGAUCCCGCUGAUAGUGUGGAAGUGGUUCAGGCUUAUGUUGCCAAACGGCUGGUUUGGACCUUCUCCACUGACACGCUCAUCCUGACGGCGGAACACAACAGCAUCCGCGUGCUGCCUGUGGAAUCAUCAUCACCCGUCAUGACAUCUGCACCACCCACUGUGACUUUGCCCGGUACAACCCAAAGGGUUCCCGAGCAAGUCGCUAAUAUGUCCACAACAGGAAAUCCUUUGUACGUCAAUGUGAGUGCAGGUACAACCCAAAGAGUUCCCGAGCAAGUCGCUAACAUGUCCACAACAGGAAAUCCUUUGUGCGUCACUGCCGCUGCAGAUGUGUUUCUGAGGGCCAAACUCAAAUUGGAUUUCAUCGGUAAUGCCUCAAAACCAGAGAAAAUAAUUGAGCACUGGUUAAAAAAAAAGCUGGAAGCAAAGGGCACUUCGCUCAUAUGGAACGUCCUCAUCGUGGAAGUUGCCUGGAGGAACGCAAAGAGACUUAAUAUCCAGACGCGGUUCCACGAGCAAUUCAAACAGUACACGUGUGACUUCCAUGUUCAAGAUUACAGCAUGAAGCACAUUGAGGAAAUUAAAUAUUUCAUUAACACCACCUUGACGCCCCAGUAUGCAAACGACUCCAGUGUCAUUCAAACUACAGAUAUGACGCUCAAACAAAUAUUUCCUCCAGUUUGUUUAGAAGAAGUGUCAGUGACAAUCUACGGAAAAUACUUUUGGCCUGAAACCUGUCCUCAAGUUAAUCAGACCAUGAGAUGCAGUAAGCCAAGCUCCAAGGAAGCCUUCAGACUUUGUGAAUUACACCUUGAAAACGACACAACCAGCUGGGCCCAGCCGGACAUGACAAAUUGCAGUCCAAUUGAGUCCAUUUCAGAACUUGAAAAUAUCACUGUCACCACCGAUAAUGCCGCUGAAGUGGUGGACCUAAUCCAGAACCUGGUCAACUCCAUGUUGGGCAACGCCACACAGCUUCCGCCUUCCGAGCUCCAUACGGUGGUGGAGAAACUCAACCAGGUGGUAAAUGUCACCACCGUCACACAGGAGCUUGGCGACAACAUCGUUCGCGUUUUCUCUGACAUCUUGAUUUCCGACACGGACGUGGCCCCGGUGGCUGCUAGUAUCCUGAACCUGACGGAUAAAAUGGGCAACACGAUGGAGUUUGAGAAUGAAUCGCUAAGUCUGACCGCCCCUUCGCUGGCUCUGUCCAUGAUUGACGUGGCUCCCGAGGGAUUCAACGGCCUCACGUUCAGAGCAGUGUCCAUGUCUUCGUUCCAGGAGCCGAAUGUACUUGUCAACCAGAGUUUUGAGGGCAAACCAAUCCCGGCUGCCAAUGCGACCAUAUCCCUGCCGUCUACUCUCCACAACUUCCUUCCACCUGGACAGAGGAAUAAAACCCGGGUCCAGUUUCAGUUCUAUGGAACACAAGACCUCUUCCAGGGCCCCCAAACUGCCAACGCAACGACGCGCAGCGACUUGAUGUUGAACUCUUACAUUGUGUCCGCAAGCAUCAACGGCAGCCACGUUAGCAACCUGAGUGACGGCGAAAGAGUGGUGAUUACGCUACGUCAUCGCAAAGCAAAACAAAAUGGCGACAGGAUGCGGUGUGUGUUUUGGGAUUUCCAAGAGAAUGGUGGACUGGGUGGAUGGAGCAGCCUCGGUUGUGAAACUUGGACUCUUUCGCCUUAUCAGACCAGAUGUCUGUGUGAGCACCUCACACAUUUUGCUGUGCUGCUGGAUGUUUCCAGAACUCCCAUAAGUGAGAGUCACAGUCACAUUUUAAACGUGCUCUCAUACAUUGGUUGCGGUAUAUCCGCCCUCUUCUUGGGGAUCACUCUCCUCACUUACCUCGCUUUUGAAAAGCUUCGCCGUGACUACCCGUCGAAAAUUCUCAUCAACUUGUCGGCCGCCUUGCUGGGACUGAGCUUGAUUUUCCUGCUGGACUCGUGGCUCUCGUCUUUUUACGACUACAGCUUGUGUAUCGUCACCGCCGCCACACUGCACUACUUCCUGCUGGCCUCCUUCACCUGGAUGGCCCUGGAGGCCGUCCACAUGCACUUCGCCCUGGUCAAGGUCUUCAACACAUACGUGCCUGCGUACAUCCUCAAGUUCUGCGCUGUCGGGUGGGGCGUUCCUCUGGCCAUCGUCUGCUUGGUGCUGGCCAUAGAUAAAGACGCCUAUGGGAACACUAAGGAGACAGCAGUUGCAGCAAAGAGUAAAAUUACCAACGAAUUCUGCUGGCUGCAGAACGACAUCUUCUUCUACGUGACGGUGGCGGCCUUCGUCCUGCUGGUCCUGUUGUGCAACGCAACCAUCUUCGUGGUGGUUCUGAUUCAGAUCCGCAAGACGGCCGCCAACAAAAAGGCGUCGACCAGCAGUCGCAGCACCAUGCAGGACUUGAGGGCGGUGGCCAGCCUCACCGUUCUGCUGGGUCUCACAUGGCUCGUGGGCUUCCUCACCUUUGGAAAAGGCAAAGUGGCCAUGAUGUACCUGUUCACCAUCUUCAACACGCUGCAGGGGUUCUUCGUUUUUCUCUUCCACUGCCUGAUGAAAGAAAAUGUGCGGAAACAAUGGCGAAUCCAUUUGUGUUGCGGUGCUUUAAGACUCGCUGACCGUUCAGACUGGAGUGCGACAACGGGCGGUCACCGCAGGAAAGAGAAUCUUAUUAACUCCAGCUCCACUGUCAAAACCUCGCUCAGGAACACUUCUGAGUCUGACACUGGCAUGGAAAACCAGAAGGGGGCGUAAGAAAGCCUCCCCAAUGGUUUGACUCGAUGUCUUAAACUUGCUUUGCCUGGGGAAUUGUCCAAUUUCACGUAAUUGUUUCAAAAUUAACAGCUACAGUCGUGCCUUGAGAUACAAGUUGAAUUCAUUCAGUGAACACACUCCUAACUUAAAACACUCAUAUACUUGGAGGGCUGUAAUAAUAUCGAAACAAAUAUUUAGCCCGUCAAUGGCCUUUUCCAUUCGGUGUUAGCAUUAGCAUUAAGGUAGCAGACUCAAAGGGCAUUUUCUUUACAAAAUGAUGUUCUAUGGAGCCCCACUAGUCCAAACAUGGCAUUCUGAUUAAAUUUGUGUUUGUGUAAUAUGAGUUAAGCAGUAAAAGAUACCGUUCUUUUUUUUCUAUCUCAGAGGACGGCCAUUUUGCCACUUUCUGUCGACUGAAAAUGACAUCAGUUGCUCAAGGGCUCAGUAACGACCAAUCAUGGCUCACCUGUUUUCUGUAGCUGAGCCAUGAGCAACUGCGAUGCCAUUUUCAGUCGACAGCAAAGUGGCAAAGCCCCCCCCCCCCACAACCCUGAGAUGGAUAAAAACUGGUGGGCUUUACUGCUGAACUCAUAUUCCACCAACACAAUAUUAAUCAGAAUGCUGUUUUUAAGACGAAUGAAGGUACAUAAAACAUUAUUGUCAAGAAAAUGUUUCGGGUUAACUUCCCCUUUCAAGGCUAAGCUAUGUGGUUGUUUUAAGUAUAAAACGUUUUUGGGUUUUUUUUUUGUUCACCAUCUGCCAAACUGCUGCUGGUUGUGAGUGAGAUGAGUUGAGUUCGCUUCCACCAUACGGCAGAGUCAAAGCAAAAAGGCUUCCAAACGACAGCUUGUAUCCUCAUGAAAUUACUACGUCGGGUCAAGGGUAUCUCAAGGCACCACUAUCUCUAGGCCGAGGAUGUAUUGUAACUGUCAGAAUGCUUAAAAACUCUUCUACAAGAUGGCAGAAGGUACAGUAUAUAAUCAACCCGUGUAUGCGCUUUUUGUGAUAUUAAUGCAAAGCCAAAACUCAAACAGCACUGAAAUUCAAAACAAUAUACUGUAUUACCAAAUUACAGUGUUAUCUGAAUUUUUUUUUUUUUUUUUUAUAAGCAAGUAACAUCAUAUUCAUAUUAUUCCAGUCCCAGAAUGAAUUGCAGUUCUUUUUCAGCAUUAGGACUUUGUGCUCAACAAGUAGCAAUUCACUGAUUCUAAAUGUGAAUUAAAAUGUGACGGAAGAAUGUGUGAAAAGUUGCAUUUUAGUACUUUAUGUCCAUUUUGCUUAUUGUGUGUACCCAUGUCUACCCUACUUUGGUCAAACAAAAAUGCAAACAUAAUAAAUAGUAUCAUGCCUGA